AUGCACAGAGCAGCGUCGCGAUUCGUCGCCGCUGCAAUCUCAAGGCCAUUGCCGGCAUGUCGGAUCGCAGUGGCAUCUCAGCGACAUCUGAGCACCAACAUGCGGAUCCCAGCCAUUGCCGCAUCACGGCCUCAAGUCAGGAAGACGAAGCGCUUGAUACCGAGCGGCGUCCGAACAAUCUUUAUCCAGACUGAAAACACACCAAACCCGGAUGCCCUCAAGUUCUUGCCGAAUCAUCGCAUCAUCCCGCCAGACAUGACCACCCCAUUUAUAGAGUAUCUAAACCCGAGAGCUACGAUUUCUCCGCCGCACCCCUCGCCUUUGGCUGCCAAGCUCAUGAACAUUGACGGCAUAACCUCAGUCUUUUACGGAGCCGACUUCAUCACUGUGACCAAGGCUGGAGAUGCCAACUGGGCCCAUGUGCGACCUGAGAUCUUUGCUCUCAUUACCGAGGCCAUCACUUCCGGCGAGACGAUUGUCAAUGUUGUGGAGCGCAAGGAGGGUGAAUCAGCAGCGGCCGUGGAAGAAGACAGUCUAGCUUACAACGAAAACGACAGCGAAGUGGUAGGCAUGAUCAAGGAGCUGCUGGAAACCAGGAUCCGGCCGGCCAUCCAAGAAGACGGUGGCGACAUCGAAUUCCGUGGCUUCGAAGAUGGCCAAGUGUUGCUGAAGCUGCGUGGAGCUUGCCGAACAUGCGACUCAAGUACUGUGACACUGAAGAAUGGCAUUGAGGGCAUGUUGAUGCAUUAUAUUGAAGAAGUCCAGGGAGUAAAGCAAAUCCUGGAUGAAGAAGAGGAGAUUUCUCUGCAGGAGUUUGCCAAGUUUGAGGAAAAGUUGAAGCAGCAGCAGAAGGCAGCCGAGGCGUCAUGA
This is a messenger RNA of Trichoderma virens Gv29-8, 870 nucleotides long. RefSeq lists its product as uncharacterized. The transcript has 2 exons. Gene Ontology annotation, biological process: iron-sulfur cluster assembly. Gene Ontology annotation, cellular component: mitochondrion. NCBI's taxonomy places the organism in Eukaryota, Fungi, Ascomycota, Sordariomycetes, Hypocreales, Hypocreaceae. Gene Ontology annotation, molecular function: iron-sulfur cluster binding; iron ion binding. The record is from RefSeq and is a predicted model, not a curated record. The coding region runs from base 1 to 870 and encodes 289 amino acids.